Molecule: messenger RNA, 837 nt
Organism: Fusarium sp. VM40
Lineage: Eukaryota; Fungi; Ascomycota; Sordariomycetes; Hypocreales; Nectriaceae
Source: the annotation of a GenBank genome assembly
AUGGAGGAUUGCGAGGUUCUAAGCCAAGCCUCUUCAAUCUUCGGGCUCAGAGAGGCCAAAGCGGCAAAUCCAGGCCUAAACCGCAUCAGUGCCCCGUUGCACUCUCAGUUGUGCGAGUCGUGGCAACAAGAAAUCGCAGUCCUGAUCGUCGACGAGUCCCAUGAGUGCCGAAACUCUGACUCGGUAUACUGCGAAGCGAUCCAGUCACUUAAGUAUCACCAUAUACUUAUGCUGACUGGAACCCCGAUCUACAACACCUUGAGUGACUUGGUUGGGCAGACCAUGCUUCUGCCUUGUGGUGGUCUAUUCAAGUCGUUGGAACACUUCAGGUCCAUUUUCUGCCCUGUUAAUGAAUUCAACCCACAGGGUGUUUGGCGUGACCCUUACCGUCGCCUCUAUCGGAUCCUCAUCAUGGCUCAUCCAAAGAACGUCAUUGAUAUACUGCCUAUUCGAGUUGUAUCUCGAGAGGUCAAGUUAACUGACCGGAUCACUAUUCUGCGCAUUGAUACGCUUAUGGCGAGAUUCAAUACCCUCUUGAGGAUAGAGCGUCAUUACGGCAGUGGUUCUGGUCGCAACAUGUUUACAGCCAUGGGCUUGCUGUCGCAGGCAGAGCAGCUGUCUGCAUGCCCGCUGCUCCAUGGAGCUACGCUCCGUAACCCAAAGCAGGCGAAACGCGAGACCGAGGAAUUUAUGGCAACAGCCCUUCAACUGCUCCGAGCACGACACCCUGAAGCUACCCUUGACGGAACAACUGAGCUUAUUGCAUGUUCGCUACUCCAUAGAGUCACAUUCCAUGAUAUGGCGACGGGGCGGUGCGAGACUGCAGUUGAGGAGUGA